AUCUUCGUAUGCACCACUUGGUUCAUCGUGUUCACCAAUAACCCUACAUCAACGGGGUGGUUCCCCAUCCACCCGCUUCUCCUGAGUUUAGGUAUCGGCUGCUUCACCUAUGGGAUCCUGACACUCCAACCAACCGCACACCCCAAAACUAAAGCAGCUGGUCUACAACGACACCAGAGAACGAUGCUUGCCGUCGGCUUCCCAUGCGUCGCCUUGGGCAUCCUAGCAAUCGAGAUUCAUAAAUUCAACCUAGGACAUGGACAUUUUGCGACGUGGCAUGGGACUUUCGGACUUGUUUCUGUCGGGUGGCUCGUGGGACAAGUGAUCCUCGGCGGCGGAAGUGUGUGGUACGGAGGUGCAGCAUUUGGCGGUGGUAUGAAGGCCAAGAAGUUAUGGAAAUAUCAUAGGCUGUCUGGCUAUGUCUUAUUCCCCCUUCUCCUGAUUACUGCUCACCUCGGAGGCGCGUGGUCUACUUGGACGACCUCCCAUAGCCAGUCAGUAGUGCGGUUUGUCGGGUAUACUGUUGCGCCGAUAGUCGCAAUUCUAGCUAUCUAUGCGCGUGUCAGGUUAGUAGAUCUACCGUGUAAGGCGUGCGUGCGUUUUGACAACCAACAUUGCAGAACAUCCAAAUUGAAGUUCUUUUGA
Suillus subaureus is the source of this 645-nucleotide messenger RNA. RefSeq lists its product as uncharacterized. The record is from RefSeq and is a predicted model, not a curated record. NCBI's taxonomy places the organism in Eukaryota, Fungi, Basidiomycota, Agaricomycetes, Boletales, Suillaceae. The transcript has 4 exons. Gene Ontology annotation, molecular function: transmembrane monodehydroascorbate reductase activity. The annotation marks the transcript as partial.